AGUCGAGGGGCGCCGCGAGACGAGGUCGGUUAUCGCGCGGCCCACGACAGAGUCGGACCAAAAAAUGGCGCCGCCGCCGGCCCUGGACGGCAACGAGGACAUCGUCAUCUCAGGCAUGUCCGGCCGCUUCCCCGAGUCCGGCAACGUCUACGAGUUCCGCGACAACCUUUACAACAAGGUCGACAUGAUCACGCAGGACGCGCGCCGCUGGGACAUUGACCACAACGAGAUUCCGCGGCGCAUCGGCAAAAUCCGCGACCUGGAGAAGUUUGACGCGUCCUUCUUCGCGGUUCACUACAAACAGGCGCAGACCAUGGACCCGAUGUGCCGCAUCCUGCUCGAGCUCGCCUACGAGGCCAUCGUUGACGCCGGCGUGAACCCGGCGAGUCUGCGCGGCUCCAAGUGCGGCGUGUUCGUAGGCGCGUGUUUCAGCGAGACGGAGAAGAUUUGGUUCUACGAGAAGAUCCAAAUCCACGGCUUCGGCAUCACCGGCUGCAGCAGGGCCAUGCUCGCCAACCGCAUCUCCUACUGGCUCGGCAUCCACGGCCCGAGUUACUCAGUGGACACGGCGUGCUCGUCGAGUCUGUACGCGAUGGACCACGCGGUGCGGUCGAUCCGCAGCGGCGAGUGCGACGCGGCGCUGGUCGGCGGCUCCAACCUCACCCUCCACCCCUUCAUCUCGCUCCAGUUCGCGCGCCUCGGCGUCCUCUCACCCGAGGGCAAGUGCAAGUCCUUCGACGCAUCAGCGAACGGGUACGUGCGGAGCGAGACGGUGGCGAUGGUGUUCCUGCAGAAGGCCAAGGACUCACGGCGCAUCUACGCGACGGUGGUGCACACCAAGACCAACUGCGACGGCUUCAAGGAGCAGGGCAUCACGUACCCCUCGGGCGCCCUCCAGGGCGUCCUCCUCGCCGACUUCUACAAAGAGUGCCGCGUCCCCCCAGAGCAACUCGCCUACCUCGAGGCCCACGGCACCGGCACAAAGGUGGGCGACCCUGAGGAGCUCAACACGAUCGACAGGGUGUUGUGCGCCAACCGGAAGGAGCCCCUCCUCGUCGGCUCCGUCAAGUCCAACAUCGGACACUCGGAACCCGCCUCCGCCCUCUCCUCAAUCAUCAAGGUGGUGAUUGGAUUUGAGAAUGGCAAAAUUCCGCCAAACCUGCACUUCAAGAACCCUCGUCCGGGCAUCCCCGCGCUGGCCGAGGGCCGCAUCAAGGUGGUGUCGGAGGUGACGCCGUGGACGGGGGGUUAUGUGGGCAUCAACUCGUUUGGGUUCGGUGGCGCCAACGCGCACUGCCUCCUCCGCUCGCAUCAAAAGGAAAAACCCAAGACAGACCCUGCCGAGCUGGACGGCCUCCCCAGGAUCGUCCUCGCCUCUGGACGCACCCUCGACGCCGUGGAGACCAUCCUCGCUGAGUUUGAGAAGCGGGCUGUGGACAGCGAGUACGUGGCGCUGGAAAACUGCGUGCACGAGGACAAGAUCGCCGGCCACCUGUACAGAGGGUUCGCGGUGCUGCCGGGGGCGGUUCCUGCGGCGGGGGCGGCUCCUCAGAAGGCCAAGCUGCGGGACGCGCAGCACUUUCCGGGGGCGAAGCGGCCCGUGUGGUUCGUGUUCGCCGGCAUGGGCAGUCAGUGGGUGGGCAUGGGGCGUGACCUGCUCAGGGUCGACGCCUUUGCCAGGGCCAUCGACCGCUGCGACGCCGUCCUGCGGCCCAAGGGCGUCGACAUCAGGCGUAUCAUCACCGACGACGACCCCAAAACCUUUGACAACAUCCUCAACUCGUUCGUCGGCAUCGCCGCUGUACAGGUGGGUUUGGUGGACGUUCUGCGCGAGGCCGGCGUGGAGCCGGACGGAAUCAUCGGCCACUCUGUGGGCGAGUUGGGGUGCGCGUACGCCGACGGUUGCAUGAGCGGCGAGCAGAUGGUUUUGGCCGCCUACUGCCGCGGCCUCGCCUCCCUUGAGACGCCCCUCAUCAGAGGAUCCAUGGCCGCAGUCGGUCUUUCGUACGAAAUGCUGGCGCCGCUGUGUCCGGGCAACGUGGACGUGGCGUGUCUGAACGGGACGGACUCUUGCACGAUUUCUGGCCCGGCCGACUCGGUGGCCGCCUUUGUGGCCGAGCUCAAGGCCAAGGAGGUCUUCGCGCGCGAGGUCGCGUGCGCGAACAUCGCCUACCACUCGCGCUACAUCGCCGACGCCGGACCCACCCUGCUCAAGUACCUCACCCAGGUGGUGCCGGAGCGUAAGGCGCGUUCGGCCAAGUGGGUGAGCAGCUCGGUGCCCCAGGCCAGGUGGGACAGGGAGGAGGCAAAGUUCUCGUCGCCCGAAUACCACACCAACAACCUGCUGUGCCCCGUCCUCUUCGCGCAGGCCCUCACACACCUCCCCAAGGACGCAAUUACGAUCGAAAUCGCGCCGCACGGCCUCCUGCAGGCAAUCCUGCGUCGCUCGCUCGGCCCUGAAUGCACAAACAUUGCCCUCACUCAGCGUGGCGCCCCCAACGCCCUAGAAGUCCUCUUCAACGCCUUUGGCAGGAUGUUUGUGGCGGGAAUACAGCCCAAGGUGAACAAGUUGAUGCCGCCGGUGGAGUUCCCCGUCAGCAGGGGCACCCCUAUGAUCUCGCCGCUCGUCCGGUGGCAGCACUCGGACGACUGGCACGUCGCCAUUUACAAAAACGAGAGCAAACUGGAGACUGGAGAGCGGACGGUGGCGGUGGACCUGCAGGAGGAGGACAACAUCUUCCUCACCGGCCACUGCAUCGACGGCAGAAUUCUCUUCCCCGCCACUGGAUACUUGUUCCUGGCGUGGGAAACUUUCGCUUUGAUGAGCAACAAAAUGAUCACGGACGUGCCCAUCGUGUUUGAGAACGUCAAGUUCCUGCGCGCCACCAACGUGCCCAAAGACGGGGCGGUGACAUUCACGAUCAUGGUGACCAAGGGCACCGGACACUUCGAGGUGGUCGAGAGCGGCAGCACGGUCGUCACGGGGCGCUUGUCGCAGCCCGAGAACGUGGCCAAGGAGCAGCUCGACCUGCCCCCGGCCACGCCCACCAACGACCAGCCCCCUCUCCUACAGGAGGACGUCUACAAGGAGCUGCGCCUGCGCGGUUACAACUACGCCGGCAUCUUUAAGGGCAUCAAGUGCGCCCACAGCUCUGGCGAAUCAGGGACGCUGUUUUGGGAGGACAACUGGGUGGCGUUCAUGGACGCGCUGCUUCAGGUGGAGAUUCUGCAGCUGGACUCGCGCUCCCUUUACGUGCCCACCGCCCUCCAAAAGCUCACCAUCGACCCCAAGAAACACCUUGACCUGCUCAAGGACCAGCAGCUGCUUGACGACCAAACCAAAGCUGAGCUUGGUUUCGCGGCGUUCCGGAAGCACGAGGUGCUGCAGGCGGGGGGCGUGGAGAUCCGGGGGGUGCAGGCGAGCGUGAUCGCGCGGCGCAAGCCCAAGGCGGACCCCCUGCUCGAGACGUACCAACUGGUGCCGUACCGGCCCGCGGACGUGCUCUCCGACUCGGCCGCCCUCAGGGUGUGCGCCCACGUGGCCCUCGAGAACUCGAUGGCCUGCGCCAAGCUCAAGGUGGUUGAGUGGGUGCCCCCGAUCGAGACCAACGCCAACUGCCUCCUCACCCUCAAGCUCCCCACCAUCUUCGCCGACCUCCCCAUGAUCAGCGCGGAGAUCACGCUGUUCGGAGCGGGGGCGGUUUUGACCGAGACUCUGACCGAUGGCAACAUGUUGUCGGGGGUGACGCUGGACGAGCGGCGGGGCAUCCCCAGGGACUCGGCCGCCAACCUGAUGACGUGCGGCGAGGGCUCCACCAUGUUGUUGCUGCCCGAGGUGUUCGCCGACGCCGUCGCCGCCACCCUGCCCAGGGGAUUCAUCAUUCUCCAGCUGAAAAAGGACGAGUGGAAAGACGCGGAGGCAAAGCUGCAGAAUUUGGGUUGUCUGGUCAUUUCUGUCGUGCCAUUCAACGACGAAGACAACGAGGAUGAGGAGGAGGGAGUUUUCGUUCUUGCCAGGAAGAUGGAGAGUUCGGCCGCGCAGCCUGAUGAAGUAAAGGGGAAGGACUGGGUCAUCCACAUCCCCGAGAGCCAAAUCAACUUUGGCGAAAACUUGGGUGGCGCCAAGUUCGAGUGGGUGGGCGAGUUGCAGGAGGCGCUUGCGUCUGAUCCUCCCCCACACCGCGUCUACCUAGUCUCGCAGCACGCGCCACUCUCAGGAAUCAUGGGCUUGGUCAACUGCCUUGCCAGGGAGACCCAGGGCGACAUCGUCAGGUGCGUGUUCGUGCUGGACGAGGCGGCGCCCGAGUUCAGCGUGGAGGCGCCGUUCUACGCGGAGCAGCUGCGCAAGGACCUGCUGGUGAACGUGGCGGUGACGGGCGAGGGGUGGUCGAGCUUCCGCCACCUGCCGCUCGAGUGCGAGACUGCGCUGGUGUCGCAUGCCUACGUCAACGUGAUGACGCGCGGCGACCUGUCCAGCUUCAAGUGGCUGCAGGGCCCACUGUCCGACCUGCGCCAGGACUUUGGCGCCAAAAACCUCUACCACGUUUACUUCUCGGCCCUCAACUUCCGCGACGUCAUGACCGCUACCGGCAAACUCGCCGUCGAGGUCAUCGCCCCCGACCGACGCUCCCAGGACUGCGUCCAGGGCCUCGAGUUCUCUGGCCGCGACGCCGACGGCAACAGGGUCAUGGGCCUGGUGAGCAGCGGGGCGUUGGCGAACGUGGUGCUGGCGGACCCGCUGCUGGUGUGGGAUGUGCCCUCGGAGUGGACGCUGGAGGAGGCGGCGACCGUGCCCGCCGUCUACUGCACCGUGUACUACGCGCUGGUGGUGCGCGGACGCAUGCGCGCCGGCGAGUCGCUGUUGGUGCACGCGGGCAGCGGCGGCGUUGGCCAGGCCGCCAUCCACGUCGCCCUCCACAUGGGCUGCGACGUCUUCGUCACCGUCGGCACCAAAGACAAGCUUGACUUCAUCCGCGCCACCUUCCCUCAGAUUCCCGAGGCAAACAUCGGCAACUCGCGCGACACUUCAUUCGAGCAGAUGGUGAUGGAGCGAACCGACGGCAAGGGUGUCGACCUCGUGCUCAACUCGCUCGCCGGCGACAAACUUCUCGCCUCCGUCCGAUGCCUCGCCAUGCACGGCCGCUUCCUUGAAAUCGGAAAGGUGGACAUGGCGGCCGACUCGGCGAUCGGGAUGCACUGCCUGCUGAAGGACAUCAGUAUCCACGGCGUGUUGCUUGACUCGAUCAUCGAAGGCACCCUGUACGAGAAGAAGCGCCUGCGCGAGAUGUUUGCGCACGGCAUGCGCAGUGGCGCCAUCAAGCCGCUCGUCCGCCAGGUCUUCGGCCCUGACCAGGUGGAGAAGGCGUUCAGGUUUAUGGCGGCGGGGAAGCACAUCGGUAAGGUGCUGCUGCGCAUCCGCGCCGAGGAGGUGGGGGCUCAGGGGGCGGGGCUCCGGCCCAAGACGCACCUGGUCGAGGCGAUCCCGCGCUUCUUCUGCGAGCCCUCCAAGUCGUACGUGCUGGUCGGCGGCCUCGGCGGCUUUGGCCUCGAGCUGGCCGACUGGCUGGUGCUUCGAGGCGCCACCAAACUGGUCCUCGCCUCGCGCACCGGCCUCCGCACCGGAUACCAGGCUUCCAGGAUCGCCCGAUGGAACUCCUACGGUGUCCAGGUGGUGAUUUCGCGGGCGGACGUGAGCUGUGAGCAGGGUUGCGUGGCGCUGGUGCAGCAGGCGGCCAAGAUGGGCCCGGUUGCGGCCGUUUUCAACCUGGCCGUGGUGCUGUGCGACGCGUUGUUCGCCAACCAGAGCGAGGAGAGCGUGGCCGUGGCGUUGGUACCCAAGGCUUGCACGACGCGUCUGCUGGACAAGGUCACGCGGCGGCUGUGCCCCAAGCUGCAGCACUUUGUCGUCUUCUCGAGCGUGAGCUGCGGCCGCGGAAACCCCGGCCAAACCAACUACGGCCUCGCCAACUCGGUCAUGGAGCGUGUGUGCGAACAGCGCAGGCGCCAGGGCCUCCCCGCCCUUGCCGUCCAGUGGGGUGCAGUCGCAGAUGUCGGACUCAUCGCAGACAACAUGGUGGCGGGCGAGGGGAGUGAGCCUGUGAUCGGCGGCACGAUCCCGCAGAGGAUCACGAGCUGCCUGGCCGUGCUGGACACGUUCCUGUGCCUGCCCCAGGACGACUCGCAGCCGGCCGUCGUCUCCUCCAUGGUGGUCGCCGAAAAGUCCAAAAAGUCAAACGCCUCCGGCUCCGUCGUGGACACCGUCGGAAACAUUCUCGGGCUGAAGGACCUGAAGACGGUGUCGCUGCACUCGACGCUGGCCGAACUGGGCAUGGACUCAAUGAUGGCCGUGGAGAUCAAGCAGACGCUGGAGCGCGAGUUCGAGAUGUUCCUCUCGGCGCAGGACAUCCGCGGACUGACCUUUGCCAAGUUGACUGAGUUGGCGCAGAGCAUGCAGGAGGAAUUCAGAAACCGCAACAAGGACCUCACGGCCGAGGACAACCUGUGGAUGGUGGGGGGGUUGCAGCACCUGCUGAGUGUGGUGGGGGAGCCGGAGAAGGCGCGGCAGGCGGCCAUCGUGCUGAGCACUGACCCUGAGGUCACCGACCGGCGCACCCUGUUCAUGGUACCGGGGGUUGAAGGCCUCGCGUGGGUCAUGGAGCCGCUGGCCAAGCAGCUGCACCGUCCCGUCGUCUGCCUCCAACUGCCCCUUGACGCCCCCAGCCACGCCGUCCCCGAUCUCGCAAAUAUCCUCCUCCAGCGAUUGACGGAGGUGCAGCCGCAGGGGCCGUACCACCUGCUGGGCUACUCGUACGGCACAAUCCCUCUGAUGGAGGCGGUGCUGCGGCUGCAGGAGCAGGGUUACGAGGUCAAGGUCGUGCUGGUGGACGGGUCGUUGGCCUCGUUGCAGGCCGUGGCGCGCACCGGCGUCUCGGGCGCAAGCGACGCUGAGUGGCAGGCAAAUUUCCUCGAGAAACUCAUGCUCAUCGUCGGCGUCACCGACGCAGCAAAGGUGGCGAGCGAGUUGGUGGGGUUGGCCGACUGGGAGGCGCGACUGGCGGCGACGGCGGCGCACUUCCCCGACGAGACGCAGCGCGAGUUCCACGCGCUGUGCGUCGACGCCGUGCAGAAGCGGUGCACCCAGUUGCUGGAGUACGCGUGGCCCGAGGGGCGCAAGGUCACGUGCCCCGUCACCCUGAUCAGGACGACGCAGGGCUUCGCGGCCGCCGAGCCCGACUACGGCCUCUCCCAACUGUGCGACUCGAGUGUGACCGUGCACCAGGUCGAGGGCAGCCACAUCGGGAUUGUGCACAACCAAAGGACUGCCGAAAUCAUCAACAACGAAGCAUUUAAAUGAGACUUUUGUGUACAUUUUGUGUAAAAACGACCACGAUUAUUUUUUAAGCAGCAGCUAUUGUAGGAUUUAGACCAAAAUAUAAAACAAAAGGUGUAUUGAUUAAGGCACACUA
Messenger RNA from Neocloeon triangulifer, 7466 nucleotides. RefSeq names its product fatty acid synthase-like. Bases 65 to 7354 code for a protein of 2429 amino acids. NCBI's taxonomy places the organism in Eukaryota, Metazoa, Arthropoda, Insecta, Ephemeroptera, Baetidae. Gene Ontology annotation, molecular function: 3-oxoacyl-[acyl-carrier-protein] synthase activity; oxidoreductase activity; phosphopantetheine binding. The transcript has 35 exons. Gene Ontology annotation, biological process: fatty acid biosynthetic process. The record is from RefSeq and is a predicted model, not a curated record.